UUCCCUCUCCCCUCCUCUGCCCUUCUACACGCCUCUCCUUUUGCUUUUGCUUCACACAAGAAACAAAAAGCAAAACUCUCUCUCUCUCUCUCUCUCUCUCUCUCUCUCUCUCUAAAGCAAGAAAAAGAAAAUGAGAACACCAACCAUUUGUUUUCUUAGGCAAAACAACACUAUAUUCCUCAGAAUAUUCAUGGUCUUGUUCUUGAGUGGUAUCACUGCCAAUAUCAACCUUGGGUCCAACCUCCCCUCCACCGCCACCUCUGCCACAGACCUCGACGUGCAAUCGUGGCUGAAUUCGCUGAGUCUUGAUGGGCAUUUCAGCUUCCACGAUCUUCAUCGUGUCUCCAAAGACUUCGGCAACCAGCACCAGUCAGUCCCGUCUGCAAUCCUACAACCCAAGUCAGUUUCCGACAUAGCAGCCACGUUAAAGCAUGUUUUCCAAAUGGGUCCAAGUUCGAAGCUUAAAGUUGCUGCCAGGGGCCACGGUCACUCGCUCCGAGGCCAGUCACAUGCCCCCGGUGGAGUGGUUGUCGAUAUGAAGUCGCUGCAGGGGCCAGAGAUGAGGAUUCACAUCGGGAAAGUCCCUUACGUGGAUGUCUCUGGAGGGGAGCUGUGGAUAAACAUACUGCAUGAAAGUCUAAAAUAUGGGCUUGCACCCAAGUCAUGGACUGACUAUCUCCAUCUCACCGUUGGCGGCACAUUGUCCAAUGCAGGAAUCAGCGGGCAGGCCUUCCGGCAUGGACCCCAGAUCAGUAAUGUCCACCAGCUGGAGAUUGUCACUGGUAAAGGAGAUGUAGUUACCUGUUCAGAGAAGCAGAAUGCCGAUCUCUUUCACGCUGUUCUCGGAGGAUUGGGCCAGUUUGGGAUCAUCACCCGAGCUAGAAUUGCCCUCGAGCCAGCACCCAAGAUGGUGAAAUGGAUAAGAGCCUUAUACUCUGACUUUUCCAUCUUCACCAAGGACCAGGAGCUGUUGGUAUCUGCCGAGAAGACUUUCGACUACAUUGAAGGCUUCGUGAUAAUAAACAGGACAGGCCUUUUGAAUAACUGGAGAUCCUCGUUCAACCCACAAGACCCACUUCAAGCCAGCCAGUUUAGAUCAGAUGGUCGUACUCUCUUUUGUCUAGAACUGACCAAGAACUUCAACCCGGAUGAGACAAACACCGUGAACCAGGAAGUCAAGAGCCUCUUGUCUCGGUUGAGCUACAUACCAUCAACACUGUUCAUGUCAGAGGUACCGUACCUUGAAUUCCUCGACAGAGUACAUGUUUCCGAAAUGAAGCUCAGAUCAAAAGGGCUGUGGGAAGUUCCCCACCCAUGGCUCAAUCUUCUCAUCCCAAGAACUGGAAUCCAUGAUUUUGCUAAAGAAGUCUUCGGCAACAUUCUGACAGACAGCAGCAAUGGCCCCAUCCUCAUCUACCCACUUAACAAAUCCAAGUGGGACAACAGAACAUCAGUGGUUACUCCAGGUGAAGAUGUUUUCUACCUGGUGGCAUUUCUUUCCUCAGCAUUGCCAUCUUCUUCUCGCCCCGACAGUUUAGAACAUCUUUUAGACCAGAACAAAAGAAUUCUAGACUUCUGCACGACAGCCGGCAUUGGUAUGAAGCAAUAUCUCCCGCAUUACACCACACAGGAAGAGUGGCGGGCCCACUUCGGCCCCCAGUGGGAAGCAUUUGCCCAGAGAAAAUCCAUGUAUGACCCUUUCGCGAUACUCGCUCCUGGCCAGAGAAUCUUCCAAAGAGAAUACCCUUACGCGAUGCUGACGUGAUAUCAAUCUCGUAGCGGUAGUAGAAAAAAUCAUAGCAGAUCAUUGUUCAAUAUACAGAAGGCCUUCGUGACAUACAAAUAAAGCCAAAAAAGGCUUACAUAGAGUAAAUCAAUAAUAAUAAUAAUAAUCAAAUUCAUAUUUUCUCAAGACCGCAGGACGAUACGAGCCCAUAACACGAAGGUUGCUCGUCCUUUCAUCAGAUGGUUAUUAUUAGAUCACCGAAAUAUGAAUGAAGAAAACAACUUGUAAAUAAGAUGAAAUGACAUCUACCCACGAAAAGGAUGCUUGUUGCAAGUUUGUAUAUAAAAAACUAGAAUUUGAUUUC
Molecule: messenger RNA, 2090 nt
Organism: Magnolia sinica
Lineage: Eukaryota; Viridiplantae; Streptophyta; Magnoliopsida; Magnoliales; Magnoliaceae
Product: cytokinin dehydrogenase 9-like
Exons: 5
Coding region: 131-1765 (544 amino acids)
Biological process (GO): cytokinin metabolic process
Molecular function (GO): FAD binding; cytokinin dehydrogenase activity
Source: RefSeq, a predicted model, not a curated record